UCAGCUCCCCUAAGAAAAUACAUCUGACAAAUCGUUUUCAUGGUCAGGAAAACCACUCUCCCGGCGAGCUGUCUCCGUUUCACUCGGACUAUUUGCCCAGCCAUUUUUGGACCAACAUUUUCUCUAAUUCCAACUUCAACUUGGAUUUGAUUUGAUUUGAUUUGAUUUAUGCAAAAUUCGAAUUCUGGGUUGCAGAUUGAUUGAUUGUUUGAUCAGUAAAAUUUGAGUCUUUAUCUCUUCUCUCUUAGUUUGUUUAUAUAUUAGGGUUCAUAUAUAUAUAUAUGAUAUAUAUAAUCAAAUUUGAGAUGUUCAACAAAAUAAUAAAGCGCGGUCACCGCAAGGUAUCAAAAUCGGAUGUUAACGCUUUUGGGUUCCCUGCUCCUGGCAUUAGCGAUACAGGUUUGGUUUAUGCCUCCAAUGUCGUAGUAAAUCAUUCCUCCAGAGCGAUUCUAUCUGUAAAUCUCAGGCAUCAGCACUCUUCUGGGAACGCAACAGUAUCUGCCCCGGCCCAUUCUGGUAUUAUUGAAUCCCUCCCCAUGUUCCGGGAUGUUCCACUUUCCGAACGGCAAGACUUGUUUCAUCGAAAAUUGCAAAUUUGUUUCAUACAGUUUGAUUUCUCUGAUAUUCUGAAAAUGAUUAGGGAGAAGGAGAUGAAACGCCAUGCUCUUUCUCAGCUAGUUGACUAUGUAGAAUCUGGUUCUGGUAAGAUUACAGAGAGCAACCAGGAAGAAAUGGUUAGCAUGAUUUCAUCAAACAUGUUUCGUUGUCUGCCACCAACUUCCCAUGAAAACACAAGUUCAGAGUUUACAGAUCCAGAUGAGGAUGAAACUUACCUUGAUCCAUCAUGGCCACAUCUUCAGUUGGUAUAUGAGCUUCUCUUAAGAUACAUUGUAUCUUCUGAUACUGAGACAAAGAUUGCUAAACGUUAUAUUGACCAUUCGUUUGUUUUAAGGUUGCUUGAUUUAUUUGAAUCUGAGGACCCUCGAGAAAGGGAUUAUUUGAAAACUAUCAUCCAUCGAAUAUAUGGGAAAUUCAUGGUGCAUCGGCCUUUCAUUAGAAGGUCAAUCAACAAUAUAUUUUCUCGUUUUAUUUAUGAGACACCGAGGCAUAGUGGUAUCAGUGAGUUGUUGGAAAUCCUUGGAAGCAUCAUAAGUGGAUUUGCUCUUCCAAUGAAAGAGGAGCAUAAAUUGUUUCUAGUUCGAGCUCUUAUUCCUUUGCAUAAACCUAAACUCAUUGCUAUAUACCAUCAACAGCUAUCAUAUUGCAUAGUUCAGUUUGUAGAGAAGGAUGAUAAAUUGGCUGAUAUUGUUAUAAGUGGUUUAUUGAAAUGUUGGCCUAUGACAAACUGCCAGAAGGAAGUUUUAUUUCUUGGGGAGCUUGAAGAAAUAUUGGAGGCAACACAGGCUGCAGAAUUUCAGCAUUGCAUGGUUCCGCUCUUUAGGCGCAUAUCUCGAUGUCUAACUAGUCCUCAUUUUCAGGUUGCCGAAAGAGCUCUUUUCCUCUGGAAUAAUGAUCAUAUCAUAAGUUUGAUUGCUCAAAACCGAAGUGUUGUCUUGCCCAUUAUUUUUCAGGCUUUGGAGAUGAAUAUUAGGUCUCAUUGGAACCAAGCAAUCAAUGGGUUAAGUCUUAAUGUAAGGAAAAUGUUCAUGGAUAUGGAUGUUGAGUUAUUUGAAGAGUGUCGAAAACAGUAUGCCGAAAAGUUGGCAAAUGCUCAGGAUCUAAUAGUGCAAAGGGAAUUGAUGUGGCAGAGAUUGGCUGCUGCGGCCUCUCAAGGUGUUGUAAAUGAAUGAAUGUUCAAAUAUAUAUAUCCACUGUAGAUUCAUGGUUCCCACUGCUUUGAGUUAAGAUGAA
This is a messenger RNA of Impatiens glandulifera, 1851 nucleotides long. RefSeq names its product serine/threonine protein phosphatase 2A 57 kDa regulatory subunit B' beta isoform-like. The transcript has 2 exons. Gene Ontology annotation, biological process: signal transduction. NCBI's taxonomy places the organism in Eukaryota, Viridiplantae, Streptophyta, Magnoliopsida, Ericales, Balsaminaceae. Gene Ontology annotation, cellular component: protein phosphatase type 2A complex. The record is from RefSeq and is a predicted model, not a curated record. Bases 282 to 1790 code for a protein of 502 amino acids. Gene Ontology annotation, molecular function: protein phosphatase regulator activity.